This is a messenger RNA of Oryzias melastigma (Indian medaka), 2059 nucleotides long. RefSeq lists its product as uncharacterized. The coding region runs from base 1303 to 1950 and encodes 215 amino acids. NCBI's taxonomy places the organism in Eukaryota, Metazoa, Chordata, Actinopteri, Beloniformes, Adrianichthyidae. The transcript is spliced from 2 exons. The record is from RefSeq and is a predicted model, not a curated record.
ACUCAGGUUUAAUAUUAAAAUCUGAGCUUACUGAAACGAUACAGUAAGGGAACAACAAAAGGAUGACAAAACAGAAUGACAAGAUGCUUAAUUAUUUAUUUAGGACAGCUGUAAGUAAUUACCAAAACUGCCAUUAAUUCCUAACAAAAAAUGUGUUAUUUUCAUCUUUUAAGAGGUAAAAAUGACUGAUUUAUUCUUUUAAAUCCGCUCAAACUGAUGAAACAAAAGAAAAAUUUAUAUUUUUUGGCUGAAAUGCUGUGUUUGUUUUGAUGAAUGACAUUUUCGAACCCCCAGAGACCCCUGUAGAGCCUUCUGAGCCGCCGGGUGAAGGACCCGUGGAUUUGGAAGAGGAGACGCCAACGCUCCUACAUUCUCUGUAUGACCGGAUCUCUUUCAGAGCAGGCCUCAACAGGCAGAAUCAUCGUCAAGAUGAAGGUACAAAUUGCAGGUUUUUGCUCUUGACCACAUUAUUUUUUUUUCUUAAAUAUGAAAGUUGGCUUGGACUUUUUAUUAAACACAAAUCUGGACUUUUCUUUGUCAAAACUCACAGGAAGUUUUUCUUUCUUUCUGGAAAAUGUGUCCAAGUGGAAGGAUUGAUAGAAGAUUAGAGCAGUUUUAAGCAUUACCUCAUGCAUUCUCAAGGAAUGUGCAUGUAAGGUGAAAAAAAUCUGUUGCCUGGAGCUAUAUCACCAAGCAGAGAGCAAAAAAAAAAAAAAAAAAGCAGCAGAGGGAGAGCAGGUUAUUUUUUCUUCUUUAUUAGCUUAUCUAAUUCCCUUAUUUCCAGGGGAUGUUUAAUAAAAUGUAUGUGCAACAUUUAAAAAUUGAUCAGACUCCACACAGAGCUCAAACACCUGCUUGCAGAACUUCCUCCCCUCUCAUUUAGGAGGUGAAACAGGAGGGAAAAACAUUCCUCAGCCCCUUUCCCUCCCCUUCCCUCUCAGCUUUUCACAUCUUUACCUGAAUAAUUCUGCUUUGAAGUAUGACAGCACGGAGCUGCAACAGCUGCAGACAUCCAUUACCUCCUGGUUCCUCAUUCUGCUGUGUUUGGAAACUCUUGGGUUUCCAUUGAAAUGAAUGGUCAGGCCUAAAAAAGGAUGCAAAAUAAUAGAUUUUCUGACUUUAUCUAAGUAGUUUUAUGUCUGAACUGACUAAAACUGUCCAGUGAAGACUUGACAGUGAUGAUUGACGAUCAAGUGUUGCCUCAGGACUUGUCCAACACUUGCCUCCAAGAAGUGGAGGUUUUCUGUUUGAGUGAAGAGCAGGCACAAGUUUCCUUCCUGACUCAAGCAUCAACAAAGUGUCAUGUCUGAACCCUCUGGUCCCCAUGAUGGAUCCGUUCGCCGUGCUGAAACAUGGAAGGACCUGAAGUCUUGUGGCGGUGAUGCGUCUGACUUGAAGCAGAGUCUGCUCUGCGAUUGCAGCUGCGGUUCCCACCUGUCUGCUGGGACAGGUCAGGGCACGGAGGGGUUAGAGGGCGUCAGCAGCGGGGCUGUUCCUGGUGGUUUUCCAUCAGGAGGGCAGAUUUUAAAACCUUCAGAACAGGAGGAGAGUUCCUGCACAGAUGAAACCGAGUGCAUGAAAGAACCAGAGGGAUGCUCGUUGGAUUCACUCCGAAUAGUGAAACACAAGCCGAGUGCCAUUGUGUUCUGUGACUACAACCACACUCCUGACAGCCAGGAGACUGUUCCCAAUGAGAGCUCCGACGGCAAGGAGUCAUCCUCGUCCAGCUUGAAGGCAGAGGAGGGGGACGAUGACUUCCCGGAGACCUUACAAUAUAAGGAAUUCCUGGUCAGUCGCCAUCGCAGGAAUUUAAGCAGGAACAGGAAGUGCUUGAGGAGGAGACAGGACUUCCUGUGUCAUGGCGCUGUGCCUGAGAGGCCCAACAACAAGGACAAACCUGGGUUCACAGGUGACCUGGAGGAAGAGGAGGAACAGAACAGACAGGUAUGAAGAAUUACUGCGCAUUUCCCCUAGAACAUUUAUUUUUUUAUGCAAAAGCUCACUUUUUGAUGGCAUAAAAAGACAGUUUUUCUCAAAAUAAAGGCUUUCAUCUUCCCAA